This is a messenger RNA of Helianthus annuus (common sunflower), 1437 nucleotides long. RefSeq lists its product as uncharacterized. The transcript has a single exon. The coding region runs from base 124 to 1371 and encodes 415 amino acids. NCBI's taxonomy places the organism in Eukaryota, Viridiplantae, Streptophyta, Magnoliopsida, Asterales, Asteraceae. The record is from RefSeq and is a predicted model, not a curated record.
CCAAUUUUCAUGCUACUUCAAAAUACCUUCACGUACUCUCUCUCUCUCUCUCUCUAAAUAUCUCUCUCCAACGACUUCUUCUUCUUCCCCAUCAAAUGCUCCAACCCAUCUCCGACCAAACUCAUGGCAACCACCACCACAACACAACCACCCAUCAACCGUAACAACACCAAAGUUUGUUUCUCAUUCGCCGCCUACUCAAAAGACCUCAUCGCCCAUCUCCACCACCACUCCAACGUUCCGGUAGCCCACGGUCUCACCGAACCCGAACUAUCCGCUAUCGAAUCCACCUUCAACUUCUCAUUUCCCCCGGACCUUCGUUCAAUUCUCCGGGAAGGCCUCCCCGUCGGCCAAGGCUUCCCCAAUUGGCGAUCAUCGUCCCCGCAACAACUUGAUAUUUUAAUCCACCUCCCAAUCUUGGGCCUGUGUAAACAAGUGUCCCGACAAAAGUUUUGGUAUCCCGGGUGGGGUGAGAGACCGAAAGAAGACGAUGAGGCAGUUGAGUUGGCUAAAGGGUUCUUGAAAAGGUGUCCGGUUCUUGUUCCGGUUUAUCAGAAUUGUUAUGUCCCGACGAGCCCGUGCUUGUCGGGAAACCCGGUGUUUUAUGUCAGUGGUUCGGAGGUUAAGUUGUGUAGUUAUGAUGUUAUUGGGUUGUUUCACCAGAUUGAGUUUAAGGAAGGGGUGGUGAGUGGGAUGAGGUUGGGUCAUGUUUUGAGGGCGCCCGUGUGGGCGGCUACCGAGGCAAGGAGAAUAGAGUUUUGGACCGAGCUGGUCGAGUUGAAAGAACAGUGUUUUGAAGAAAUGCAGGGUAAGGAAGCGUAUAUUAGGUCCAAGUUGGCCAAACAGACCCUGGACCCCACGGGAAAGAGGUGGUGGGGUGGGAGUGAAUUGGGGCAGUGUUUGGAGGAUGUAAGGUUGAAAUUAAGAAAAGGCGGGUGGAAAGAGGAGGAUUUAGAUGAGAUGAUGAUUGUCACACCCCAGUUUAACACCUUGUCCAACUCUAAGGUGUUGAACAGGGGUGUGACAGUAAUAAUAAACGGAGAUGAAAAUUCAUCACCAUCACCGUCGUUGUCACCAUCACCACGAUCGUCGAUGACAUCAUGGUCGUCAUCGUCUGAUGAUGACGGUGGUGGCGUAGCUAAACGGGUGGUGGCUACGGGCGGCGGCAGGGAGGAUGUUGUGAGGAUAUUGUCACAAAGGUUAUUGCGUGGGGGUUGGAGCAUGGGAGAUGUGGUGGAGUCGCUUGGGUGUUUGACUGAUCAUAAGGAAGAUCGUACGGUCGAGAUUGAAAAUGGUGGUGGUGGGGAUUCUUUAUUUGACUUUGAGCACAUGACUAACAGUUGUGUAGAUGAUAGUCAAAGUGAUGUGUGAGUCGGUGUUGGAAAUACAUGCUAAUAAAUAAUAAUAGUUCUCUCGUGGCAUAUUUUUUUCUCGCUA